AUGGCGAUAAUCUUCCUCAUUAUCAUCAUCUCCUCCAUCUUCUCGCUUCAGCUGCUCGUCCGAAAACUGCACAAGAAGCAAUUAAAGCCAAAGUACCAUCCAAUUGGCGGCACUGUGCUCACUCAGCUGGUGAAUUUCAGCAGGCUGCACGAUUACAUGUCCGACCUCGCUGGAAAGUACAGAACUUACCGGCUGAUUAGCCCGUUGCGCAGCGAGGUUUACACCUCCGAUCCGGCUAACGUCGAAUAUAUGCUAAAAACGAAUUUCGAAAAUUACGGCAAGGGAGAUUACAAUUCCAGCAUUUUAAGGGAUCUACUGGGUGAUGGAAUUUUCGCGGUUGAUGGUGACAGGUGGCGUCAGCAGAGGAAAGUGUCGAGCUACGAGUUUUCGACAAGGGUUCUGAGGGAUUUUAGUAGUGUGGUUUUCAGAAAAAAUGUCGUCAGGCUGAGUAACAUAUUGUCUCAAACAGCAACUUCCAAUGAACCAGUGGAUAUCCAAGACCUUUUCAUGAAGGCGACUCUGGACUCGAUAUUUCGAGUUGCGUUUGGGGUGGAAUUAGACACAAUGUGUGGUUCUAAUGAGGAGGGUAAGAACUUUAGCACUGCUUUCGAUAAUGCGAGUGCCUUGACGCUGUGGAGAUAUGUGGACCUUAUGUGGAAGAUAAAGAAAGUUCUCAGAAUAGGUUCGGAAGCCAAGUUGAGGAAUAAUGUCAAAGUGGUUGAUGAGUUUGUGUACAAGUUGAUUUCGAGUAAAACCGAGAAAAUGAACAAUUCACAUGGCGAUCCUUCGAUUCAAAACUUCAGAAAGGAAGAUAUCUUGUCAAGGUUCAUUCAAUUGGGUGAAACUGAUGCCAAGUACUUGCGUGAUAUAAUCCUGAAUUUUAUAAUUGCCGGGAAGGACACAACAGCAGCAACUUUGUCCUGGUUUAUUUACAUGCUCUGCAAGCAUCCUCUUGUUCAGGAGAAAGUGGCAAAAGAAAUACAAGUCGCAACAAGCUCAACAGAUGCAUCAAAUAUUCCAGAAUUCGCUUCUCGUUUGAGUGAGGAAUCUCUCGAGAAGAUGCAUUACCUUCAUGCUGUACUCACAGAAACUCUGAGGCUUUAUCCUGCAGUUCCAGUUGAUGCAAAAUUAUGUUUAUCAGAUGACACAUGGCCGGACGGGUUCAGUGUGAGAAAAGGCGACAUGGUGGCCUAUCAGCCAUAUGCAAUGGGUAGGAUGAGAUUCAUAUGGGGAGAUGAUGCCCUAGACUUCAAACCAGAAAGAUGGCUAGAUGAGAACGGCUGCUUUAAACCCGAGAGCCCAUUCAAGUUCACGGCUUUCCAGGCUGGUCCGCGAAUAUGCUUGGGAAAGGAAUUUGCGUACAGGCAGAUGAAGAUAUUCUCAGCCGUUCUUCUGAGAUUUUUCUUCUUUAAGUUGACUGAUGAGAACAAAGACGUCAAAUACAGGACAAUGAUCAAUCUUCACAUUGAUGGGGGACUCGGUAUACGUGCUUUUCACAGAUCAGAUGAGAAAUCCACAUGA
Striga hermonthica is the source of this 1521-nucleotide messenger RNA. The record is from the annotation of a GenBank genome assembly. Lineage: Eukaryota; Viridiplantae; Streptophyta; Magnoliopsida; Lamiales; Orobanchaceae.